GCCAGACAACUUUGAACUUGAGCUGAAGUACCUCUGAACACCACAAGAAUAGCCAACCAAAUCAAUUAUCUAACAUUUUGCUACCACAUCACCCAAAGCUCCAGCCUUGGCUGGCCUACUAGCUUGGUUUCAAAAGGACAACAGGAAGGAGGUUGCAGCUCUGAUAUGGGUGAACAACUAAAUCUACCUGAAAUGAUCAAAGACUGGAACAAAGAGCACGUGAAACAAUGGGUAACCAAAGACCUUAAGAUUGAGGAAAAAUAUGGACAGAUUCUUUUCCAUGAAGAAGUGACAGGAUUAGUCCUGCAGGAAUCAACUGAGAAGGAUCUUAGAGACAUGGGGCUACCACGGGGCCCAGCACUUCUGAUAAAGCGAGCAUAUGACAAAUUGAGUAACAAUCUCCCUGAAAAUCACAACCACACUUCUGGACAAGUAGAUCAUAGAAAACCCUGCAAAAAAGAACACCAUAAAAAGGUACAAGAGACAAAAAAAGAACAGGGAAAAUCAGUGUCAUCCAAUAGUGAUCAUAAUCUCAGCAAGACCAGAGAUACCAAAGAACAAGAAUCAGUUCUUAUGAAAGAAAAUGCAUUAAAUGAAGUAGCAACCACUGAAGACAGAAAAAAUACUAAGCUAAAACCUGAACAGCUGACUUGCAUGCCACAUCCUUUUGAUCAGCCCCAGAGCAGCCAUCGGUACAUAGAACAUUACCUCCUACCACCUGAAACAGGACCAGGCAAUCUCAUAGACCCCAUUCAUGAGUACAAAGCCCUCACACACACAGACACGGCCACAGAAAAGGACAUUAGGAUGAAAUUUAGCAAUGAAGUCUUCCGAUUCGCAUCAGCUUGUAUGAAUUCACGCACCAAUGGCACCAUCCAUUUUGGGGUCAAGGACAAACCCCAUGGAGAAAUUGUUGGCGUGAAAGUCACCAGUAAAGCUGCCUUCAUUGACCACUUCAAUCAAAUGAUCACAAAAUAUUUUGAAGAUAGUGAAAUCAAUGAAGCCAGGAAGUGCAUUCGGGAGCCAAGGUUUGUGGAAGUCCUCCUGCAGGACAGUACACCAUCUGACAGAUUUGUCAUUGAGGUAGAUGUUAUUCCAAAACACUCUGUAUGUAAAGAAAAGUAUUUCUACAUUAUGAUGCAAACCCAUGAAAAUGAAACAUGGAAACAUAGCGAAGAACUUUCAUUGUUUGUGAGAGAAGGGGCUAGUUCUAAGGAUAUCCGGGCCAAUGUCAAGCGACGGGAUGUGGAAUUCAAAGCAUUUUUUAAAAAGUUAAAGUCACUAGCACUGUCUAGAAAAGAGGCUGAAGAAAAGUAUGAGGCAAAGGCAAAUAAGAAGGAGAGUGAAGGACAAAAGCUGGUUAAACUUCUCAUAGGAAACCGAGAGUCACUGGAUAAUUCAUACUACAACUGGUAUAUUCUCGUAACAAAUAAAUGCCAUCCAAACCAAACAAAGAACUUAGAUUUCCUAAGGGAAAUUAAAUGGUUUGCUGUAUUGGACUUUGAUCCUGAAUCUGAGUGCAAGGGGGUGGCCAAAGCUUACCAAAAAAGCCGGGUGGCAAAUCUUCACUUUCCAAGUCAAUAUGAGGAAAAGACAGCGACCAUAAUGGAGAAAAAAUCUCGCCUGAAUCUUUAUGAUCAGCCCAGCUGGAUCUUCUGCAAUGGCAGAUCAGACUUGAAAGAAGAGAGGUUUAAGCCUCUAGAACCACAUUUAUGGCAGAAAGAAAGAGCUUCUGGAGUCAGGCAACUGAUUUUAUUUCUCACAGACGAAAAUGUCAUGACAAAAGGGAAAUUUCUGGUAGUGUUUCUAUUGCUCUCUCCAGUGCAAAGCCCAGGAGACCCACUCCUUGAAACCUUCUCUGCUUUCUACCAAGCUCUCAAAGGAAUGGAAAGUAUAUUGUGUAUCUGUGUAAACUCACAGAUUCAUCAACGAUGGAAAGAUCUACUACAAGCCAGGUUGACAAUUGUGGAUGAAUUAGCAGACCACAGUGUUUCCACUUUAAAUUUAGAAUUGAUAAACAGUACUAUCCUUAAACUGAAACCAGUCACUCAGUCAUCAAGACGGUUCCUGCCAUCCUGUGGAUCUUCUUCCAUUAUCUUAGACAAAAAAGUAGAGGAUAUUUUGACCACACUGGAAAUUCUCUGUGAAAAUGAGUGUAAAGACACAGAUAUCGAGAAAAACAAAUCUAAGUUCCAAGAAUUUAAGAAAACAAAAGAAGAGCACUUUUAUCGAGGUGGCAAAGUGUCCUGGUGGAACUUCUAUUUUUCUUCUGAAAAUUAUUCCUCAGCUUUUGUCAAAAGAGAUAAUUAUGAAAACCUUAAAGAUCUGAUACAGCGUCAGGCAGAGUCUCCUAAACCAUUAUUUGUAAAAAUUAUCAGUCUUUACCAUCAUCCAGGCUGUGGGGGUACUACAUUGGCCAUGAAUGUCCUCUGGGACCUAAAGAAAAAGUUCAGGUGUGCCAUGUUAAAAAACAAAGGAACUGAUUUUGCCGAAACUGCAGAACAAGUGUUCAAGUUGAUUACCUACAAGGCUACCAGCCCUCAGGACUACAUUCCUGUACUUCUCCUGGUGGAUGACUUUGAAGAACAGGAAAAUGUCUGCAUUCUACAGGAUAGGAUCCAUUCCAUUUUGGUGGCAAAUGGCUUGAGAUAUGAAAAAACAUUGGUAAUUAUCUUAAACUGCAUGAGAUCCCAGAAUCCUGAUCAAAGUGCAAAACUAGCAGACAGUAUUGCACUAAAACACCAGCUUUCUGCCAAGGAACAAAGAGCUUUUGAGGCCAAACUGGAGGAAAUUGAAAAGCAACAUAAGAACUGUGAAAACUUUUAUUCCUUCAUGAUCAUGAAAGAAAAUUUUGAUAAAUCAUACGUAGAAAAUGUAGUCAAGAAUAUCCUAAAAGGACAGAAUAUCAACAGCAAGGAAGCACAACUCAUUUCUUUCUUGGCUCUACUCAACUCUUAUGUUACUGAUUUUACAAUUUCAGUGUCACACUGUGAAACAUUUUUGGGAAUCACAUGCACUCGUACUCCCUGGAAACCUGAAAGCAUAGAGGACAAGAUGGGAACCUAUUCGACACUUCUAAUCAACACAGAAGUUGCUGAAUAUUGCGGAUAUGCAGGUGUGCGCAUCAUUCACCCUCUGGUUGCCAGUUGUUGUCUCAAAGAGCUGGAAAGCAGCUACCACUUGGAUAAGUGUCAAAUUGCAUUGAUGUUAUUGAGAGAGAAUUUAUUCUAUGAUUCUGGAAUAGGAAAAGAUAAAUUCCAACAUUAUGUGCAAACCCUUCUGCUUACAAGACAGCGCAAAGAGUAUGGAGAUGAAACAGACACUUUGUUUUCUCCACUAAUUGAAGCUUUAGAGAAUGAUGAUGUUGAAAAGGUCUUGAAACAAGGAAGUGUUCGCUUCCCACGGAAUGCAUUCAUUUGUCAGGCCUUAGCAAGACAUUUCUACAUUAAAGAAAAAGACUUUGACACUGCUCUCUACUGGGCAAAUGAGGCCAGGAAUAAAGCCCCUAAAAAUUCCUAUAUCUCAGAUACACUUGGCCAGGUGUACAAAAGUAAAAUCAAAUGGUGGUUGGAUGAAAACAAAAACUGCAGGGAUAUCACUGUUAAUGAUCUAACACAUUUCCUGGAAGCUGCUGAAAAUGCAGCAAGAGCUUUCAAAAAAUCCCAGGAGCAAACUGAUAGGAAAGACUAUGAAACAGAGACCUGGUACCCACAGAAGUCCCAAAGAAAAUAUGACAUGUACAAUACAGCUGGUUUCUUGGGUGAAGUAGAAGUUGGUCUUUACACUAUUCAGAUUCUUCAGCUCACUCCCUGUUUCCACAAAGAAGAAGAAUCAUCUAAAAAAGCUAUGGCAGAAUUUUUAUCAGGAAAGGGGAAUAUUCCUACAGAUCCAAGAAAUGAAUAUUAUUUGGCUCUUAACAAUUUCACAUCCUACUUAAAGAACUUGCAGUCAGAUAUGAAAAAGUGCUUUGACUUUUUUACAGAUUAUUUGGUUCUUUUAAAAACAAGGAAUAUGCUAAAAGAAACAGUAGAAAUCUUAUUAAGCAAGAAAAUCAGUUAUUGUUUCAGUAAAUACGUGGAACAUUUCUGCCCUUUGGAUUUGGGUUCAUUACAAAGCAAAGAGUGUCAGUUACUCCAAGAGGAGAAUUGUAGGAAAAGUCUAGAAGCUUUGAGAGCAGAUAAGUUUUCUGGACUUCUAGAAUAUCUUAACCCUAAUCACAAAGAUGCUGCAACCACUAUGGAAAAUGUAGUGAACCAGUACACUUUCCUCUUUCAGCAAAAUCCACAUAAACGGCUAGCAAAGGAGAAACAAAAUUUCAUUUUGGCCAACAUUAUUCUCAACUGUUUAAAACCCAACUCCAAGUCCAUUCAGCCACUUAACAUACUUAAAAAACAGCUCCGAGAAGUGUUACAAUUGGUAGAACUAAGUCAUCCAUAUCCAGACCCUUAUUUCUUGGCCUGCCUGCUGUUCUGGCCAGAAAAUGAAGAGGUAGAUGAAGAUACCAACCUAAUGGAAAAGUAUGUUUCAUCCUUAAACAGAUCCUUCAAUAGACAGUACAGGAGAAUGUGCAGGUCCAAGCAGGCAAGCACACUUUUCUACCUGGGGAAGAGGAAGGGGCUCAACAGUCUUGUUCACAAGGCAGAGAUAGAGCAGCACUUCAGUAAAGUACAAAAUAUAAAUUCCUUCUGGCAGAGUGGAGAUGUGUGGAAAAAAGAGGAAGUCAAAGACCUCCUGCGUCGUCUCACUGGUCUGGCUGAAGGCAAGAAAAUCUCUAUUGAAUAUGGAACAGAGAAAAAAAUAAAAAUACCAGUAACAUCUGUUUAUUCAGGUCCACUCAGAAGUGGUGGCAACAUAGAAAGAGUGUCCUUCUACCUGGGCUUUUCCAUUGAAGGCCCUCUAGCAUAUGACAUAGAAGUUAUAUAAGAUAUACUAGCUCAAAUGUUUUUAUUCAUAUUUCUCUGAUCUUAUUUCCUAUAUUCCCAUGGCACUGUGAUGACAUUAUUGGGUUACCUCUGUCACAUAUUUUGGGUUUAUCUCCCCAAAUAAAAUAUAAGCCUAGGUAGGGCAUGAAACAUGUCUACACAUCAGGGUUUGGCACACAGUGGAGUCAACUUUCAAUGUUUUAAAGAUGUGCUUUCAGAAUAACAUUUAAUUAAGAGGUUUCAAUUCAUAUCCACUGGUCACAUCAUUACUGGUUAUAGGUCAAUAACAUCUAUUUUAAUUCUAUCACUCCCAUGAACUUUCUGAAUCAUGAAUUAUUUCAUCACUGUGAAAGCAGAGAUGUAAGAUGAACAUGGGAGAGAAAGCCCUGUUAGCCUACCGAACUCCGGCACAGAGCUCCACACAGAGCGCCAUUUCCCUCACCUUGGUGUCCACGAACGUGUAUUAUGUGGAAGGUAACUGUUUUGUUCCCAUCCUCCAUGUAGCCCUCUACACACACACACACAUGCCUAUUUCCUUGUACCUCUUGCCCUUCUCUCAAUUCCUCGCUUUGUGUUGGAAGGGGAGAGAAGACAACCAAGUAGUCACAAGCCUGAGCUCCGUCCAUCCUCUUCUCCCAUUUACAAAUGAAGCUGUUUUUCUGUCCAUCCUUGCCACCUGUCAACACAGGUGGCAAGUUCCCCCUGUUCUUUGGGUUCCAUCUCUCUGGCUUUUUUCAUUUGCUACCCAAUUUACUCUCUUUACUUCUCAACCUGUGCUUUGUGAAUGCUGUUCUCUCUCUCAAAUAUCCCCUUAUUUUCAUGCAUUUUCAGUAUACGGCUAUUCUGAUUUCUCCAUCGCAACUCAGUUCGAGUAACCAACCACCAGGAAGUCUUCCCUGCCACGUAACCCCUGCCUGAUUAGAUGACUUCCUUGUGACAAUGUGUGCUCCAAACUUGCCAGCACGAGGAAUGCCAUCCCAGAACCUUGUUCUUAGACUUUCCCCAGGCAGAAGGGCGUGGAACAGCAUUCUAGGGCUUGGAUUUCGGGAGGUAUCUAUUGCCUAUGAAGUGAAACACAUGCUAACAUAAAUUGAAUAUUAAUUAAAUACAUACUUAUUUAUCCACUAUUUUACAUAUCCAUACAAUGUAACUUAGAAAUUCCAGGCUUCAAACCCAAUUCCUUUUGUCAUCCAGAUGGCUAUUUCCUAGCAGGGUUCCUCUCACCAGUUUCUCUGAACCUCUGGGCAAUACUGACGUGGUCCACAAACACGUCCCUGUUGCUAGAAGCCACAUCAGCUGCUGAUCCUGCUUCAAAUUUCUGCUUCCCUCUUCUGCAAUCACCUGACAUCUGGUAGCAGGCUCUCCCAAGUGGCUUCACUUCCCCAAAUCCUCACAGGCCAGUCCCUUAACCCUUCAUAACUCAGUUAAAUCCAGGCUAUAGUACUCAGCAACACUUAGCUAAAGGCUUGACAUAAGAGGAAACAAAGUUAUAAGAGAAGGAAGAAAAACUGUUAUAUGUUCCUGUUAUCCAUGACUUCCCUCUGAGUUUACAGGCCCAGCUCCCAUACACGGUUUAUCAACCGGGCCUCCCUCUCCUCAGCCCCCUUUCAACAGCCAUGAUAUAGGACGGUCCUGGCUCAACUAUCCUAGAUGAGACAACCCCUAAACGGGAAUCCUUCACUCACAGACUAGGGUGCCAACCCUCCAAGGGCCCCAGAAAGAACUAUGCUUCUUCUGAAGAGGAAUAUAAACUACAGGGAUGUCACCCCACCCACACUGAGGACAAGGUUCUACAUCAUUAUCCAGAGAAGUUCAACUCCCCAUUUCAGAAGGUACUUUGGGCUUCACUCUUCUAGAAUCAAAGAGCCCAUUAAAGUGCUUAAAAAAAAAAAACAAAAACAAAUGCCAUGUUAGGCAGGAUAGAUAGCAAACCAAGGCAGAGAGGCAGGGAGAUAUAUCUCACUCAUCGACUCUGCAGCCCUCAGCCUGGUCAGCUAAGACUGCCUGCUGUUCUGAAAAACCAUGAUCAUGCAGGAGGAGGGGAGCUCUUGAAAUUCUGCAUGUCAUUUCCACUAUCUGGGAAAGGAAGCCUUUGAAACUGUAUAUUAAUCCCAAGGUCUGGAGAGGGAAGGAGGAGGGGGAACCUAGAAGCUGCUUACAAGCAUAAAAGCCCUAAAACUCCAAUAGUUGGGGAAAUCAGGCUAGCUAGGUGCCCUCUUGAAGCUUCUUGCUCAAGUGUGUUCAUAAAUAAACUUGCUAUCUCAUUUCCACUAUAUGUAUUGUCUCUUGCCUGAACUCAUCUCAUGCAAGCUGAGACAAAAACCAAGGAGGGGAGGACCCUAACUCACCCCGCCACCCAGCCCCACCCCCACCCCAGUAAUACCUAGUCUUUUUUCAAAGGCGAACUUGUGUACUACCUACAGGAAAACUUCACCUUCAAUUCCAGUUCAUCCCAUUUUCACCAUUUGUAUUUCAAAACUAUUGGCA
Molecule: messenger RNA, 7409 nt
Organism: Phyllostomus hastatus (greater spear-nosed bat)
Lineage: Eukaryota; Metazoa; Chordata; Mammalia; Chiroptera; Phyllostomidae
Product: sterile alpha motif domain-containing protein 9-like
Exons: 2
Coding region: 166-4923 (1585 amino acids)
Cellular component (GO): cytoplasm
Source: RefSeq, a predicted model, not a curated record